UGGUAGUGGUGGUGGUGGAUUCUGCGGGCAGUGUCUGCACGAGCGCCGCCACCGGCGCAGCGCACCACCGCAUUUGCCAGUUACCACUUCACGUGUUCUUGUAAUUAACACAACGUAUUGCCAACCGGCACUGGAGCCGUUCUGUGCAGUGUUAUUAUAUGUGUGAAUUUAAAGCCUUCUAAAGAUACAACCCGACAGUUAGUGGAGAAGUUAUAGUGAAUUUUUAGACAAAAAUUAUGUGCAAAUAGAACUUGAUGUCUUAAAUACAGUAUACAAAAUGAGAACAAUGUUUAUAGCAACGAUAUUAGUGUUAGUGAGUGUAGUGGGUGCGAAUGUGAACUCUACUUCCGAGGUGCCCGGGAGGUCGCGCAUGGCCUGGGUGAAGGCACUGCUGGAUCACCACGGAUGGCCGCAGCUGCUUAGCAACACAACGCUGCCGGCGCUCUGUGAGGAUCACUUGAGAUUGUACCUACACGCUCUGCAUGAUGGACGACUGUGGGCUUCUAAAAUCUUUGACGCGUCAGGUCAGUACAGCCCGAAUGUGUUGUUCGGCAACGAGUACUGGCUGGGCUCGCUGAACGCCUGCCGUGACUUGCAGUUGUCGCAGUACCAUGCGCAGACGCCGCCCUUCCCGCUGGCAUUUUAUGUCGCCAGGAUCAACCUCACCUUGGACAACGACCACCUACCUCAAAGCAGACUGAUGCUGGUUGGCGAGUGUGUGCCAGCGUCUUGCAGCGCGGACGCUCUGAGCUCUCUCCUGAAGGCGUCCGAGGUUACAGCAGCUGAGCAAGCCUCUGCCGCCGGACUCACCGCUUCUUUCCAACACAUAACAGUGCGCCCCGUCCCAGGCGCCUAUGACGUGUUUGCUGAUCCUAAAUUGCUUAUUAUUGGGUCGGUGUGUGUGUGCGUGGGUGUGGUGAUGUUGGUGGCGUCGCUGUACGAGGGCUAUCUGGAGCGGCAGUACCGCCUCACCAGCCAGGACAAGGAUCUGGAGCUCGCCCAUAACGACAGUCAUAAGCAAACAGGUAGCAACGGCGUGCCGAGAGCCGAUGAAAAGCCAGACUCCAACAAUAUAGACAAGGAUCUCCGGCGGGAAACCUGCGGCGUAUGGUCAGAAUUGCUGCUAUCGUUCUCCAUACUAUCCAAUGGGCGCACGAUUCUGAGCACCGACAAACCAAACGACGGUGCAUUGACAUGUCUGCACGGAAUGAGAUUUAUGUCUGUGUUAUGGGUGAUCAUGGUACAUACAUACCUGACGAUAUUCUACGUAGCCGAUAACAAAUCGAUGAGGGUUGUCACGGAACGCAGCUUCUGGUAUCAAUCAGUCGGGAACGCUUCCUACUGCGUCGACACGUUCUUUGUCAUCAGUGGGAUACUCGUUACAAUAUUAUUUUUAAGAACAGAAGAAAAGAAAGCAAAGAAAAAGUCCGAAGCAGCAGCCAAACAAGAUAUUAACAAGAACUUAAACGGAUUCACGAAUUCCUCGCUGUCAGUAUCCGUUAUAAGCCAGCAAUCAUUUAAGGAUGAUCUGUUGGAUCAGCCAAAGCUGAGCAUUUACAACAAAAUAGAAAUAUUUGGGAUGGUGAAAUCGUUUUUGAUCUUGUUAUCGUAUCGUGUUGUGAGACUGACGCCGGCGUAUGCCUUCGUGAUUGGUGUGAACGAGAUAGCUCUGCGGUACACUCACAAUAAUUCAGUGUUUGAGCCAGCCAUCUUCGACCACAUCACAUGUGAUAAAUGGUGGUGGCGGAACCUCCUGUACAUCAACAACUUGUAUCCGCAGCGGGAGAUGUGCAUGGUUUGGUCCUGGUACAUGGCGAACGAUACUCAGUUCUAUGUCGUUGGCAUAAUACUCCUAUUGAUUUCUGUAAAGCAUCCGAAAUUUGCGAUAGCGUCGCUGGGCAUCAUCAUGGUGAGCUCAUGGGCGACCACUAUAUACAUAUCUGUGUGGCUCCAGUACAAGGCGCGCAUUCAGGAGCCCUUCGAGAUGUUCGACCCGCUUUACGAUAAGCCGUGGUCGAGGAUUGGACCCUAUUUAGUCGGUAUGGCAGUAGGCUGGUAUUUGCAUAAAACGAAAUGUCAACCGAAGAUUCCUUACUGGAUGGUGAUUAUUGGCUGGCCCGUCGCUCUGGGGGUCGUUGCCAGCCUCAUCUUCAGCAUGGUGGACGGCUACUUCGAGGUGUGGCCCACGGCAUUCUACAUCAGCAUUGGGCAUACAGGUACAUGGGGCGCAGCGGUGGCGUGGGUGGCGAUAUCUUGCUGCAGCGGGUACGGCGGACUGAUUAACUCGGCGCUAUCGUACCGCGGCCUGCUGCCGCUGAGCAGGCUCACCUACUGCGCCUACCUGAUCCACCCCACCAUCAUGAUGUACUCUUCUUUCCUUCUCGAUGGCCCUUACCACAUGGAAAACUCUUCUGUCCUUGCGAUAUACGCUGGUUACUCCGUAAUGGCAUUCUUAGCUUCCUUCGUCAUAUCGUUGGCAUUCGAAGCUCCUGCAGUAAGAUUACUGAAGAUCUUCAGCGGUGGGACAAGAAGAACGAAAAGCAAUUGAUGUAUUUGGUUACCGAAGUGAAUACAAAAAUACCUGUUUAUUGUAAUUAUAGAUAUAACUUAAUGAUGGAAAUGUCAAUGAAUUUCCAAAUAAACCAAGAAUGAAAUAGCAGAUAGUUACCAAUACCCAUAACUUCUUUAAAUCCCCCUUUAAAGUUGUCAGAUAAAUUCAGUUGUUUUGGAACAGUUCUCGUAUUUAAAUCGAUAGUUGAUAGUUUUCCGUCGAAAGAGUCACGUCGUUGGUUCGCCAACGCCACAACCAUUAGCCCUGGCACUUUAUUUCCGCACACAAAGUGCUACAUACUGUGACAUUUAUGACUUUCAAAGAACUUGUUGA
This is a messenger RNA of Manduca sexta (tobacco hornworm), 2884 nucleotides long. Its product is annotated as nose resistant to fluoxetine protein 6. Bases 278 to 2548 code for a protein of 756 amino acids. NCBI's taxonomy places the organism in Eukaryota, Metazoa, Arthropoda, Insecta, Lepidoptera, Sphingidae. The transcript has 13 exons. The record is from RefSeq and is a predicted model, not a curated record.